AAACAUCUGUGAACGGUCGUACGGAACGCUCGGUUAGCGCAGUCGCAUAUACCCGUCCGUAUGGCCGCCCCCCUCGAGCCUCUAUAAUCGACGAGUGUGAACAGCUUCCCUAACGAGACACGUCCCGGGAGCCCUGAAAUGACGCUGAGACUGCGCCCCAGCCUACGGUUGCCUUCUCUGGACGAGCUCCAAAUUGCUAUGAGCGGGGAGGGGCCCAUCCGCGAAUUGGACCUCACAAAUUGCAUUCUUCUCGAACCCAACGAAUUGCCUCUGCACAUCGCCAUAUGUACGGGACUCCAAUCCUUGCGGUGCGUCGCCUGCCCGCUCACGCCGGGCGCCCUGCUCGGUUUAAUGCUGGAAUGGCUUCCGCAUCUGAAGGAAGUUGAGUUCUCCCUCGUGGCCGAUACGGACGUGGAGUCUGAAAUAAGGCACGUGCACUACAUGGCGUCGCAAGUGCCAGGCGCCCUGGCUCUCAAUCUCCGCCGCAUGUACGCCGAAGUGAGCGGCCACCUGAACUUCAAGGUCCUCUGCGCGCUCGUGCGCUACUGCCCGAAGCUGGACGAGCUGCAUGUCCAUUUGGCGCGCGGAAUCUUCAUUAACGCGCUCCUGGAGUGUGACAUCGUUUUCCGAUUUUGCGCGAGUUUGGAAACAUUCGUGUUUUCUUCCGAGGUGCCAUCCUCCAUUCGACUGCCACCCGAACCAUUGCAUUUCACGAGCUGCGCGGCCGUCUGCGCCAACGUCAUCUACCAGAAGUCAAGCAACAUGUGGAACUGUGUUCUACUCCGGGAUCUCGUUGACGGCAGCGUUGAUCCCCUCCUUCUGCCGCAACAGCUUGUCGUGGUUGCCGUCCACCACGCAGAAGGCACCACGGCGGAAUGGAUUCGUGUGGCCGCCCUUGGACACUACUGGGCGAACGUGCGCCAACUCUGUCUUCUGCUAUUUCCGGUACAGCCCUCCGAUGGUGUUUACGCGACGGCGGGCGCCGCGUACCGCGACAGUCUUCGCGACUUUAUCUCCGUCAAGCUCAAGCAAAUCGUCGAGCUUAACAUCAGCGCGUUCCACUUCGGCCCCGACCUCGACUUGACGGCACUGCUCCAGGACGGCUCGCUGGAGCAUCUGCAAUCCUUCUCGGCGACCCCUUGCGGGCUUCGCCGCCCGUCAGCUCUGCGCCGUCUGGCGCAGAACUGCCCCGACUUCAAAGAACUGGACGUGCGUUUCGAUAGGCGGGGCAGCUUCGUUCGGUGCGCCGUCUGCGAGGGUGAGUCCUACCUCGAUCCCGAAGACAGCUUGGAAAUGUACGACACCGUCCCUGUCUUUCGUAAUGUGCUUACCAGGCUGACUCUCAAUGAAGUUCAUGGCCGUAUUGCCCUUUGGUUCGUCGAGGUCUGUCCAGCGGUUUCAGUGCGGCUCUCAGACUGCCCGAGUCCCUCGCACCCAUACUACCCGUCUUUGGGACAGCUGCUCGCCAGAAACAGCUCGCUGAGUUGUCUCGUGCUUCGACACGAUGCCCUGCCCUUCGGCGACGCGUGUCUGUUGGAAAACAUCUCCCGCAUUGCCAGCCUGCAGUACCUGUGCCUUCUCUCGGCGGCGCCAUUACGGGACAAUGUCGCCGAGGCGUCCCUGCUGACGUUCGGCGACAGCCUGAAGCCUCGCAUAAAGUGUGUACACGUUCACUACCGGAACUCUACCGACGGCAUCGAGAAGCGGAUCACGUGGAUGAAGCGGACUAUCGCUCCAAGCGGUGGCGUCCUGGUUCGAGACGGUCCCUGCUUCCUCUGUUGCUCGACGGCUACGUUCAUAGGGCUCGCCAAGCCGCUUAAUCGUGACUUCAAAGAGAUCAUGUAGAUAAAUGCACGGCCGAGACGUAAAAGAAUGUCUUAGAUACAGGUAAAUGUGCCUACAAUAAUACAGCUUAUCAUUUGCUUUUUCA
Messenger RNA from Dermacentor andersoni, 1930 nucleotides. RefSeq lists its product as uncharacterized. Lineage: Eukaryota; Metazoa; Arthropoda; Arachnida; Ixodida; Ixodidae. The record is from RefSeq and is a predicted model, not a curated record.